AAAAACAUGAAAAGUAAUAUUUUAGGGGGGGAUUCCAUCAAGUCAUUUCCCGCAUUUUUGAAAAAAAAAAAAAGGAACCGGUUGUUAUCAGUACAUAUUGUUAUGAAGUACGCUGAGUCCCCCCCCCCUUAUUGAAACGUCAUACGUUUGGGUACAACUGACCAAUAGCAUGUGGAUAUUUUAUUAGCACGCUGAACGAAUUCUUACUCCUAACCGUGUACUCAUUGACCAUUGCCAAUUUUUUCCUACUCACGUUACAUGCUGUUUUGCGUUAAUUUCAACGUUACACGUGCUAAAUCUAAUUUUGAUGGCAUCUCAACAAAGCAUCAAGGUCUGCUGCCGGGUACAUGGAGAAAAUGAAUAUAACAAGGAAACUUUGGAACACGGUUACAGUUUUCUUGAUAGCAAAUCAAUUUUACAUUUGUCUUCGGGCCGGAUAUAUACUUUUGAUAAAAUAUUUGAUUCAUGCUCAUCCCAGUCCCAAAUUUACAACGAAGUUGCUAAACCCAUAGUUUUCAAUGUACUCAGUGGUUAUAAUGGCGCUAUUCUUGUUUAUGGUCAUACAUCCAGUGACAAAGCCUACACAAUGGAGGGAGUUGCAUUUGGUAAUGAGAAAUCAGGAAUUAUACCACGAAUUGCUCAUGAUAUUUUUAGCCACACAGAAUCCUUAGAAGAUUCAUUAAAAUGGGAAAUAAAGAUUUCCUUUUAUGAGAUUUAUUUGGAGAAAGUCCGUGACUUAUUUGAUGAUUCUGAAGACACAUUGCAAGUAUACGAUGAUAGGAAAGGCUCACCUUUCAUAGUGGGUGGAAAAGAGAUCUUGGUAAAAAAUAUCAGAGAAGUGAUGGAAUUCUUCAAUGAAGCAAAAUUGAAACGACACGUAGCUUAUUCAGAUACGAACGAGAUGAUCUCGAGAAGUCAUACAAUAUUUCAGAUAGUCAUAAAGCAAGAAAACUUGGUGUCUCAUGAAAAAAUGACUGGAAAGCUUUUAUUAGUAGACUUAGCUGGAAGUGAGCAGGUUUUAACAAGUGUAUUAACAAAUGAUUCUAUCGUUAAUCGAGAAUCGAGAUGUAUCAAUAUGUCUUUAUCUGUUUUGUCUAGAGUGAUACUUUUACUAACAGAAAAAAGAGAUGGUAUACCGUACAGGGAGAGCGUUCUUACUCGAUUGUUGAAGGAAAGUUUAGGAGGAAAUUCUCAGACAGCCAUCAUCGUCUGCAUCAGACCAUCAUCUGAAAAAAGAAUAAAAUGGUCUCUGGAAUUCGGUUGUCGGGCAAAAAUAAUCAAAAACAAUUUUUACCUGAAUGUGAAACAUGACAGAAAGAAGCCGAGUAGAAUUUGGGAAAAAUUUCAGAGAUAUAUCAGUAGCACUAAUCAAUACAUAAGUGGAUCUAUUGCAGAGCUUCAGAAGUGGAGAAGCGGAAAAGCUGUUCCUGCGGAAGAAUGGAUUCCUUUUAUUAAUUGUAAUGAAAAUUCCUUCUCUGAUUCAUAUUUAACGGAUACAUCUCUAAUGGAUACAUCAUUUAUAGAUACUUCUGACAUUGUGCAUUCAGUUCACGAACAAUCAAACUCUCAAAUUUUGUCUGAUUCAUCAUUCCUCGAUACUUUCAAUCUUAGUUUGAAUGAGUCAUUCACUAUUCCCGAUUAUGAAGAUGGGAAUAGUUUACAAAGUCAGAUUGAAAUCAUGAAACGACAACAGCUCCAAUCCCCACAUAUUGAGUGUAAGCCUACUGAAAGUGCAAUAGCAGAUGACAUUGAAGAACAAUCUAAUGAAGAAAUGCUCCCAUUCCCACAUAUUGAGUGUAAACCUGAAAGUGAAAUAGCAGAUGACAUUAAAGAACAAUCUGAUGAAGAAAUGCUUCCAUCCCCACUUAUUGAGUGUAAGCCUAUUGAAAGUGCUAUAGUAGAAGACAUUAAAGAACAAUCUGAUGAAGAAAUGCUCCCAUUACCACAUAUUGAGUGUAAGCCUGAAAGUGUAAUAGUAGAUGAUAUUAAAGAACAUUCUGAUGAAGAAACGCUUCCAUCCACACUUAUUGAGUGUAAGCGUACUGAAAGUGAAAUAGUAGAUGAUAUUAAAGAACAAUCUGAUGAAGAAACGCUUCCAUCCCCACUUAUUGAGUGUAAGCCUACUGAAAGUGUAAUAGUAGAUGAUAUUAAAGAACAAUCUGAUGAAGAAAUGCUUCCAUCCCCACUUAUUGAGUGUAAGCCUACUGAAAGUGUAAUAGUAGAUGAUAUUAAAGAACAAUCUGAAGAAGAAAUGCUCCAAUCCCCACAAACUGAGUGUAAGCCUAUUGAAAGUGCGAUAGUCGAUGACAUUAAGGAACAAUCUGAAGAAGAAAUGCUCCAAUCUCCACAAACUGAGUGUAAGCCUACUGAAAGUGCGAUAGUCGAUGACAUUAAGGAACAAUCUGAUGAAGAAAUGACUGAACUGAAGGAAGAGUUAGAGUUUCACAAAAAACAGACUAUAACCCUUCAUCAAAGCUUGGAAAGAGUUACUCAGGAGUUAAAAUCACAAAGGGAUAUAUCUGAUGAGUUGUCCAGUGCUUUGAAAAUGGAAAGAAAGAAAAAUAUGUUAGAAGAAGCCCACAGAAAGAAUUACCUACAAGAAAUAAAUAAUUUCAAGGAAGUUAGGAAUAAUAUUUUAGAGCUUUUGGCCAGGGAAAACGCUAAGAAUAUUGACUUUCAAACACUCAGAUCUUUGAAAGAAAUCAAGCCAUCACAUAUUGAGAAGUUGGAACCUAUCACUGUAGAGGAUCUAAAAGCAACAUUACGAGCAGAAAAUAUGCAAAAUCGUAUUUCUGAGUUAUCUGCUCGAUUCGAAAGUUUGUCAGAGAGCUGCUUGCAGCGAAAUCGAAAACACGCUUCAAGAGAUUCCGUAAAUGAAAAAAUUUCAUUAUUGCAAGCAGAAAUUGUCAGCUUAGAGAAGAACCAAGGAACUAACGAGCAGACAUUGAACGAACGUAUUGCAGAAAAAAUACAGAAAGUUAACGUGGAGGGUUUUAAUGAGCUAUUGCUUGAUGAUUCCAUUCAAAGCUGUGAUUUGAAGUCGAGGGGGCACUAUAUUCACCUGUCGCAAAAGUAUGAUCAGCAAAAGCAAAAAACUGCAGAAGUUAUUGCAGAAAGAGAUGCAGCUAAGGAAUCGUUAAUUUCGUUAGAAAAGGAAGUACGCAAUUUAAGCGAACGACACGAUACUGAAAAGCAGGCUUUAAAUGCAGAGAUUGACAAAAUGUCUCGUGAUAUAGAGCGAUUGAAUCUCGAACUAAGAAAAGAACUUUACAUUAAAUGUGAGCAUAAUUCCAAUCUUGAUGGACUUAAGAAAGAGGUUAAAGAUGCAUCCAAAACAGUGAGAAUAUUGAGCGAUAAAAUCUGCGUGUUGGAAAAUGAUUUGGACAUGGAAAGAAAUCGUAGUAAAGAAGACACUGCUCGAAUGGAAAUAAUUCUUCUGGAAAAGGCGAAUACUAUAAACGUAUUGGUGACGAGAUUAUGCUGUUUGGAGCAGGAAAAUCGAACUCUAAUCGAAGAGUUACAAAAAACGCAUUAUUGUAAGCAAAUGCUGCAAGAAGAAUCUGAUAAUGUUCUAACGAUUCUAAAGAAUUUCUCUAACAGGUCUCAUUAUGAAGGUGAAAGUCUUUGUGGUAACGAAAUGGUUAACUCAGAGCCAAUGCUCCUUAAUGAAGAUCAUUGCGACCUUGUGAACGCAAAUUUCAAUGAAAUAUCUUCAUUUGAAUUGUCACUGCGUAUAAAGUUGGUUACUGAGCUUAAGCGUUUGUUUUAUGAGUGUGAAAAUAUUGCAGCUCUUCAGGGAUCCCCUUCUUCGAAAAACCCGGAUGAUUCUUUCGAUGGUAAAGAGUCUCUUAAAGAUGCAAUAGAAUAUUUCCAGGACUGUGCAGAAAGCGAUAGUGUUUUGCAGAACAUUAACAUACACGAAAUCUCAACUUCUGAAUUGUUCUUAAUGAGCAAUUCUCUUGAGCAUGUUGACAGUUUGGAAACUCUUCCCGGUGUUCCGUUGGAUUAUGCUGAGUCUAUGGAAGUUGCAAACAUCAGUGAAGGAAUUACGGGAAAUUAUCAAAUUGAAGAGAAUGUGAUCAUCACGGAACAGACCGGUGUGGAAGGGCAUUCUUAAGGAAUUUUAUGCCCGGUUGUAUAGCAUUUAAGCGGACUUUUUACCUUUCGUAGUUUUUCAAAAGUGGAAUAUAAACUUGAAAUUAAAUUUAAUGUGAUACUCAUGUAAUAAAUUUCUUUAUAUUUCGUGUUCAA
Messenger RNA from Parasteatoda tepidariorum (common house spider), 4251 nucleotides. RefSeq lists its product as uncharacterized. The record is from RefSeq and is a predicted model, not a curated record. Gene Ontology annotation, molecular function: microtubule binding; ATP binding; microtubule motor activity. Gene Ontology annotation, biological process: microtubule-based movement. NCBI's taxonomy places the organism in Eukaryota, Metazoa, Arthropoda, Arachnida, Araneae, Theridiidae.